Messenger RNA from Micropterus salmoides (largemouth bass), 4871 nucleotides. RefSeq names its product zinc finger protein 271-like. Gene Ontology annotation, molecular function: DNA-binding transcription factor activity, RNA polymerase II-specific; RNA polymerase II cis-regulatory region sequence-specific DNA binding. The transcript is spliced from 8 exons. Gene Ontology annotation, biological process: regulation of transcription by RNA polymerase II. NCBI's taxonomy places the organism in Eukaryota, Metazoa, Chordata, Actinopteri, Centrarchiformes, Centrarchidae. Bases 162 to 3341 code for a protein of 1059 amino acids. The record is from RefSeq and is a predicted model, not a curated record. Gene Ontology annotation, cellular component: nucleus.
GGUAAUUGACACACAGUGUUGAGUUCCUGUAUCAGCCUGAAGAUCUCCGAGACCAGAAUCCAGAGUCAGUCCACCAGUCACAGCAGAGACCUGCUGGACAAACUAGAACCAGAACCCGGACCACAGGAGCCAAACAGCAGCCUCGUGCUCUGAUAGCACCGAUGUUCAGAAACGGAGAGGAAGAGAGGGACUCAAACGUCGCCACCAGGGAGAAACCAUACUGCUGUGACCAGUGUGGGAAACAUUUCACUAGAUUAGAUAUUUUGAAAGUCCACCAACGUAUUCACACUGGACAGAGACCAUACCGCUGUGACCUGUGUGGGAAAGCUUUCAAUAUAUCAAGUAACUUAAAAACACACAUUCGUGUUCACACCGGAGAGAAACCAUACAGCUGUUACCAGUGUGAGAAAGCUUUCAAAACAUCAGGUGACCUAUACAGACACAGACGUAUUCACACUGGAGAGAAACCGUACAGCUGUGACCAGUGUGGGAAAGCUUUCAAUACAUCAAGUGACCUUGAAAGACACAGACGUAUUCACACUGGAGAGAAACCAUUCAGAUGUGACCAGUGUGGGAACGCUUUCAAUACAUCAAGUGACCUGGAAAGACACAGACGCGUUCACACUGGAGAGAAACCAUACAGCUGUGACCAAUGUGGGAAAGCUUUCACUAGAGGAGGAGAUCUAAAAAGCCACUAUCGAGUACACUCUGGAGAGAAGCCAUACAGCUGCGACCAGUGUGGGAAAGCUUUCACUAAAUCCGACAUGUUAAAAGUUCACCAACGUAUUCACACUGGAGAGAAACCGUACAGCUGUGACCAAUGUGGGAAAGCUUUCACUAAAGCAGGUAACCUAGAAAGACACAGACGUAUUCACACUGGAGGAAAACCGUACUGGUGUGAACAAUGUGGGAAAACCUUUUCUCAGAGUGGUCACCUUAAAUGUCACCAACGUAGCUGUGUAGUUAUAUUCAGCCUGAGGCGGCUGUCUGACAAACCAGCUCCGACAGUCCCAGAGGAGACCUGCUGGAUCUCAGAGACCAGGACCAAGAGCGGGAUGGAGGAGGACAACCAGGACCCGGAGCCCCGGAGCAACAACGUCCCCGGAGGACAAACAGCAGGCUCGAGCUCUGAUAGCACCGAUGUUCAGAAACAGAGAGGAGAGGGACUGAAACGUCACCGCUGUCAGCACUGUGACAAAUCCUUCACAACAUCUGGAUAUUUAAAGAUUCAUCAGAGGCUUCACACUGGAGAGAGACCACACAGGUGUGACCAGUGUGGGAAAGCUUUCACUGCAUCAUGGAACCUAGGAAGACACAGACGUAUUCACACUGGAGAGAAACCAUACAGCUGCGACCAAUGUGGGAAAGCUUUUGCUAUAUCAGGUGAUCUAGUAAAUCACAGACGUCUUCACACUGGUGAGAAACCACACCGGUGUGACCAAUGUGGGAAAGCUUACGCUACAUUACGUGACUUAAAAAGGCACCGUCGUGUUCACACUGGAGAAAAACCAUACUCGUGUGGAGAAUGUGGGAAAACUUUCAGUACAUCAAGUAACCUAAAUGUCCAUCGACGUGGUCACACUGGGGAGAAACCAUACUGGUGUGACCAGUGUGGGAAAGCUUUCGCUACAUCAGUUGAAUUAAAGAGGCACCAUCGUUUUCACACUGGGGAGAAACCGUACUGGUGUGACCUAUGUGGGAAAGCUUUCACUAUAUCAAGUGAUCUAGUAAAUCACAGACGUGUUCACACUGGGGAGAAGCCGUACUGGUGUGACCAAUGUGGGAAAGCUUUCACUAGAUCAAGAGAGCUAAAAUGCCAUCAACGUGUUCACACAGGGGAGAAGCCGUACUCGUGUGACCAAUGUGGGAAAACUUUUUCUCAGUGUCGUCAGCUUAAAUCCCACCAACGCAUUCACACUGCUUCAUUUAUCAGCCGACCAAUCAACAAGCAGACUCCUGAUCUCCAGCAGAUCUCCUGGAUGAUGGAGGAGCUCGGUGGAUCUCUGGGUCACCGGCUGGAGGACAAAGGAAGCAGAAUGAGCUUGUUGUGUGGAGACAUUUGUCUGUCCAGCUUCCUGUUGUGUUUGACUCUAGUGUUAGUAGAAGGUGCUGACUGUGAUCAGAGCUACAAGCUGCUCACUGACUGGAGACUAGCUCCGACAGUCACAGCGGAGACCUGCUGGAUCUCAGAGACCAGGACCAAGAGCGGGAUGGAGGAGGACAACCAGGACCCGGAGCCCCGGAGCAACAACGUCCCCGGAGGACAAACAGCAGGCUCGAGCUCUGAUAGCACCGAUGUUCAGAAAUGGAGAAGAAGAGAGGGACUCAAACAUCACCGCUGUCUACACUGUGAGAAAUCCUUCACAACAUCUGUAUCUUUAAAGAUUCAUCAGAGAGUUCACACUGGAGAGAAACCGUACAGCUGUGACCAGUGUGGGAAAACGUUCAGUGUAUCAAGUAAUUUAAAAACCCACAAACGUAUUCACACUGGAGAGAAACCUUAUAGGUGUGACCACUGUGGGAAAGCUUUCACUACAUCAGGUGAACUAAAAAACCAUGAACGUGUAUACACUGGAGAGAAACUGUACAACUGUGACCAGUGUGGGAAAGCUUUUACGCAAUCAGGUGAACUAAAAAUCCACCAACGUGUUCACACUGGAGAAAAACCAUACAGCUGUGACCAGUGUGGGAAAGCUUUUUCUACAGCAGGGAACCUACAAAGACACAGACAUGUUCAUACUAAAGGAAAACCAUACAGGUGUGACCAAUGUGAGAAAGCUUUUACUCAGUCAGGUGACCUAAAAAUCCACCAACGUGUUCACACUGGAGAGAAACCAUACAGCUGUGACCAGUGUGGGAAAACAUUCAAUGUAUCGAGUAACUUAAAAAAACACAAACGUAUUCACACUGGAGAGAAACCGUACAGGUGUGACCAGUGUGGGAAAGCUUUCACUACAUCCGGUGAACUAAAAAUCCACCAACGUGUUCACACUGGAGAGAAACCGUACAGGUGUGACCAGUGUGGGAAAACGUUCACCAUCUCAAGUAACUUAAUAGUUCACAAAUGCAUUCACACAGGCGAAAAACUAUACUGGUGUGAACAAUGUGGCAAAACUUUCACUACAUCAAGUAAAUUAAAAGCCCACCAACGUAUUCACACCGGAGAAAAACCAUAUGGAUGUGAACAAUGUGGUAAAGUUUUCACUACAUCAGGUUGCCUGGAAAAGCACCGACAUGUUCACACUAGAGAGAAACUGAACUGGUGUGACCAAUGUGGGAAAAUGUUGGCAUGGAGUACUUCCCUUAAACGUCACCAACGCAUUCACGCUGCUUUGCUUUGAACAGUUUUCAGUACUAAGCAAGCUGUUUCCUCCUGCCCCCUUCUCCUGAUAGCAUACUGCGCUGUUGAGCCACAACAAAUUACCGUGAGGGAAAUUACUUUACCGCGACAGCCCUAGUGUUUUAUUCAGAGCUUGUCUACAAACUGAGGAUAAACAACAGUAACUUUAAAUAUUUAGUAGCAUGUUUGUUAUUGUAGAUGUGACUACAUACUGUCCUGCUCAUCCUCUACUCACAAUAAUGGUCUGAAACUACAGCAUGUUUGCUGGUUUAUGUUUUUCAAGUGACAAUGUAGCAGUCUGCAGCUAUUUUCAUUUAUUUUCCCAUUGCUUUGGCCAGAUCUGCAAUACUCUGGUUCUUGGUUAGGGAUCAUUUAGAGCACUUUGUUGUACAGAGAGUGUUGCUCUAACUCCUCAGCAGGGAUUGAGUGCAGCUGGGUAAUUCCCUCUGGGCCAAUCAGGGUGUGCUGACGUCCAUUCUGGAAGGCAUAAGAAGAGGGGCGUACCUGCGCACUGAAGCAUUGCGUCUUUUUUCUUGCGUCUGCGUCUUUUUGAAGCAUCCUGAAACCUGUAUAAUGUGCGCGGAACUCACUCCACAUACAGACGUCAGCCUAUAGCUCUGUCCUUUGGGACCUGCUGAGAUCGCUUUUGCUGUCUCUUUUGUCUACCAUGGUAAGAAAUGGGUUCAGAGUGGACAUAUAGACCAUGGCACCACUAUUUGUUGUUGUUGCUUUCAUUUAAAACCCCUUGCCCAUUCAUUCUUUUUGUUUUUGUGUUGUAUUUUAGUGUCCAGUUUUGUUUUUGGGGUUGUUGCUUUGGGAGUCUUUACCAUGUAUGAGAAACAACCUCAUGUCAAACGAUUCACCUGAUUAUGACAAUGACUACAUUUAUUAUUUUGACCAAACUGCUUUAAAUUAAUAUUUUUUGAUGCCCUAGCUUGCUCAAUACUCAGGAAUGUCUCUGUUCUACAGCUACAACAGCUAAAGCGCAUUUCUUUUGUCUAAUAAUUAUGGUUAAGGUAAGAGUUUUAUCAUUUAUUGAAAGUCUUUUAACAUUUUCUUUAAUCUGCUGGUUUUAUGGAUUUUAAAAUCUGCUCAAAGAUCAUUGGAGUUCAGCUGACAGACCUGAGCUCCCUCUAGCUCCAGAAGGCUGGACAGGUCAUGAGUCAUUCUGAUUAUGUUCUUAGUCAGGAAUUCUGUUUAAUACCCUCAGGACAGCGCUACCUCGCCCUCCCAAGGAAAACUAAUAGAUAUGCAAAUUAUUUUAUUCCUUCUGCCAUCAAGCUUUUAAAUACUGCAGACAGCGGCAGCUAGACAUGUGCCAGGCAUCGUAAACCUCUGUAUUUAUUAUUUACUUAGUAUUGUUAUCUAUUUAUUUAUUUAAUCUUCUGGUGCCCAAAUGCAAUAUGAUGUCAUUGACAGUGUUUCUGACUGCUUGAUUGACUGUUGUCUUCUUGUCUUGUUUGAUACAACUGGUAGGAUAAAACUGAAUUGCCCUACGGGGAUAAAUAAAGUUAUUUUAAUUUGAAUUAAA